Molecule: messenger RNA, 4599 nt
Organism: Toxotes jaculatrix (banded archerfish)
Lineage: Eukaryota; Metazoa; Chordata; Actinopteri; Toxotidae
Gene: csf1ra
Product: colony stimulating factor 1 receptor, a
Exons: 22
Coding region: 219-3158 (979 amino acids)
Biological process (GO): cell surface receptor protein tyrosine kinase signaling pathway; cytokine-mediated signaling pathway; positive regulation of kinase activity
Cellular component (GO): signaling receptor complex; CSF1-CSF1R complex
Molecular function (GO): macrophage colony-stimulating factor receptor activity; cytokine binding; ATP binding
Source: RefSeq, a predicted model, not a curated record
UAGUGAAGAGACUGUAAACAAGCAGAAGGGAGAAGAAGGGCAGAGGCAAACAGAAAAGGAAGAAGGGACUCUUGUGUCGCCUCUGGAUGCUGGAAACAUCAAACCCAGGGAAGUUAUACCCCUCUGUUAGGCUGAAGACGUUUGCAGAUCAAAAGAAGAGUGUUUCAUAGCGCACGUAAACAUCAACCUUCAAACUACAGGUUUGGAGUUGAUCCAGAAUGCAGUCCUACCUUGCUCUGCUGCUGGGGAUUGUGGCCUCUGCUACUUCAGCAGAAUGGAGGCGUCCGGUGAUCAAGUUCAACUCUAAGGUGGUGGUGAGUUCUGAGGUUGUGGUCAAACCUGGGACGCCUCUGGAUCUGAGGUGUGAGGGUGACGGGAAUGUAAACUGGCAAACCAGGCUAGCCAAACACAGACACUUCGUGUCCAAGGGCAACGGGAACGUCCGCACCUUAAAGGUGGAACGUCCCUCUGCAGAAUUCACUGGAACAUACAAGUGUUUUUACAUUUCUCGGUCUCAGCAUCGUGACCUGACCUCCUCAGUGCAUGUGUACGUAAAAGAUCCGAACCGUGUGUUCUGGACCAGCAGCACAUCCCUGCGGGUGGUGAAGAAAGAGGAUGAGGACUACCUGAUGCCCUGCCUGCUGACCGACCCAACAGCUACAGACCUGGGCCUUCGCAUGGACAAUGGCACCACCGUGCCACCAGGGAUGAACUUCACAAUUGACCGGCACCGUGGUAUUCUCAUCCACAGCCUCCGCCCCAGUUUCACCGCUGACUAUGUCUGCACUGCCAAGGUCAACGGAGUGGAGAGGACCUCCAGGGCCUUUUCCAUCAACGUCAUUCAAAAGCUUCGUUUCCCUCCAUAUGUGUUCUUGGAGACAGAUGAAUAUGUGCGCAUCGUUGGGGAGGAACUCAAGAUUCACUGCACCACACACAACCCCAACUUCAACUACAAUGUCACCUGGAAAUACACCACCAAGUCGAAACCAACCAUCGAGGAGAAGGUUCGCUCCAGUGGAGAAAACCGCCUGGACAUACAGAGCACAUUCACCAUCCCUGCUGUGGACCUUGCAGACACAGGAAAUAUUUCCUGCAUUGGUGUUAAUGAAGCAGGGGUGAACAGUUCAACCACAUACCUGCUGGUUGUGGACAAGCCCUACAUCAGACUCUUGCCCCAGCUGUCCCCUAAACUGGCCCACCAGGGUCUUUUGGUUGAGGUGAACGAGGGAGAAGAUCUGGAGCUCAGUGUGCUCAUCGAAGCUUACCCUCACAUCACAGAGCACAGAUGGCACACACCAACAUCUCCCAAUACAUCCACACAGGAGCACAAGUUCAUCCGAUACAACAACAGAUACCAUGCAACUCUGCAGCUGAAGAGAAUGAAUGCACAGGAGCAGGGCGAGUACACCUUUUAUGCCAAGAGUGACUUGGCCAAUGCAUCCAUCACGUUCCAAGUCCAAAUGUAUCAGAGACCUGUUGCAGUGGUGAGAUGGGAAAAUGUAACCACACUCACUUGCACUUCAUUUGGCUAUCCUGCUCCCAGAAUCAUCUGGUACCAGUGUUUUGGGAUCCGAUCUACGUGCAAUGAAAACACGACAGGGCUGCAGAUGGCGAUCCCUCUCCAGGCUCCCACAGUGGAAGUCCAGAGGGAGGAGUACGGGGCCGUGGAGGUGGAGAGCGUGCUCAUUGUGGGGCCAUCCAGUCAGAGGAUGACGGUGGAGUGUGUGGCCUUCAACCUCGUCGGCGUCAGCAGCGACACUUUUGCCAUGGAUGUUUCUGAUAAACUCUUCAUUUCCAUUUUGAUUGGAGCAGCAGGAAUUCUGGCCAUCCUCCUUGUGCUACUGAUUUUUCUGUUUUACAAAUAUAAGCAGAAACCCAGGUAUGAGAUCCGUUGGAAGAUCAUUGAGGCGAGAGAUGGAAACAACUACACCUUUAUUGACCCCACUCAGCUGCCUUACAAUGAGAAGUGGGAGUUCCCAAGAGACAAGCUAAAGCUAGGGAAGAUCCUGGGUGCAGGAGCUUUUGGAAAGGUUGUCGAGGCCACAGCCUACGGUUUGGGAGAGGAAGACAAUGUGAUACGUGUGGCUGUGAAAAUGUUAAAAGCCAGUGCCCAUUCAGAUGAGAGGGAGGCUCUGAUGUCUGAACUGAAGAUCCUGAGCCACCUGGGACACCACAAGAACAUCGUCAAUCUACUGGGUGCCUGCACCUACGGAGGACCAGUGCUUGUGAUCACUGAGUACUGCAGCCUUGGCGACCUCCUGAACUUCCUUCGCCAGAAGGCAGAGACAUUUGUGAACUUUGUUAUGAACAUUCCUGACAUUGUGGAGAGCUCAAAUGACUACAAGAACAUCUGCAAUCAGAAACAGUUCAUCAGAAGUGACAGUGGGAUCUCCAGUGCAACAUCAGGUAGUUACAUGGAAAUGAGGCCCAGCCAGCUGCCAAAUAUAGAAUCAUCCCAAGACUCUGUGUGUGAGGAGACUGGUGACUGGCCGCUGGACAUAGAUGACUUGCUGAGGUUUUCCUUUCAAGUGGCUCAGGGCCUCGACUUUUUGGCUGCUAGAAAUUGUAUUCACAGAGACGUGGCAGCUAGAAAUGUUCUCUUGACCAACCGCAGAGAGGCCAAGAUUUGUGACUUCGGCCUGGCACGUGACAUCAUGAAUGACUCCAACUACGUGGUGAAGGGCAAUGCACGUCUGCCAGUGAAGUGGAUGGCUCCUGAGAGUAUUUUUGACUGCGUGUACACUGUACAGAGUGAUGUCUGGUCCUAUGGCAUCCUCCUUUGGGAGAUCUUCUCUUUAGGCAAGAGUCCCUACCCCAGCAUGGCUGUGGACUCCAGGUUCUACAAGAUGGUGAAACGUGGCUACCAGAUGUCCCAACCAGACUUUGCCCCACCUGAAAUCUACAUGAUCAUGAAGAUGUGCUGGAAUCUGGAGCCCACAGAGCGUCCAACAUUCAGCAAGAUCAGCCAGAUGAUAGAGACACUACUUCGGGACCAACCUGAGCAGGAACAGCUAAUCUACCAGAAUGUGCAGCAGCAGGUCACGGAGGGUGAACAGUGUGACGAGCCCAAGUGCUGUGACGGCCCCUGUGACCAGUCUUGUGACCACGGGGAAGAGGAGCAGCCUCUGAUGAAGACCAACAACUACCAGUUUUGUUAAAAGCCCUAACCGCCGAUCAAUCAGUUAAUCAUCAACAAGCGACAAGCAAACUCAUCAAUAAGCAUCAGGAAAGUAGAAUAGGCUGCAAAGUACCACAGCUUGUUCCAACCACUGGACAGUUGCACAGAGUUGCGUUCACAGCUAUUUUUUGCUGUUUGUGCCUGCUCGCCAGACAGACAAGCAGCUGCAGCAAGCAUGUGACUUGCUUCUUUGCAGACCAUGACUAGAAAUUGCCACGUCUCGCACCGACUGCAGACAUGAAAGGAGGAAACAUGUCGACAAAUCACACAAACAUCCCAAAGCUGUACCUUAUCCUAAACGUAAUGCUCUCACAGACUGUUUGUCUCUCCUGCUGUUACACUUUAUCCGAAGGAGACAAAAGCUGUUUGUCAUUUCUUCUCUGAGUGUUUUUAAUUAUGUAUUGUACACUAUGUUCAUUACUUUUUCUUUUUUUUUUUUUAAUCACUGCCCCCUUGAAUGUUAAUGUCUUGUUUUUAUGGAUAUUUCUGUCAUUUUUGUCAGCAGGUUCACUUCCUUUUUUUUUUAUCACUUUAUUGCAUGUAUGGUUUUCUCAGAGGAAGUAAGCCAACAAACAGUCACAAACACUGGAUCCAAAACUGUGAGAGCUGAGCUACCUAUCUUUAUGUUAUGUGUCAUUUAAGGUUGUUGUUUUUUUUCCUCUGAACACCUUUACUGAACAUCUAAACAACACAAGUGUUUUCCCCUGGUUUUAACAUGCUAAAUUAACUGUGGAGAAGGCAAAGAAUGACCAUGUUGUUUUCCUCUCCGUGCUUUGGUCAUAGCUGUAUUACUUGUGACACACUUACAGUAGCUGUCAGUUGCUGGCAUACAUGUGAUUGUUCCACUUCAUUCUAACUAAUUAACCAGUGUUCAGUGUGAUUUAGGAGCAAAGAAUACAACUGAAAUGAACAGGGAAAUCCAUAGAUCAGUGAUGGAGCAGAUGAACAAUGAUUCAUGUCUGACAAUGUGAACGUUUUUUUUUUUCUCCUUUCUUUUUUUUGCGCGGCACAACUUAAUCUUCUCAUUUCCUGUAAAGUUAGACGAGUGUUAGGAUGUGAGCUUCACCGACGUCUAUAUGUAGCAGUCAGCCUACACUGCCAAAUGUAUGACAAUUUCAGAAUAACAUAUAAGCUAUGUGAGAGAUACAGAUCGCAAAAUUGUAUGACUCCAGGCAUUUCAAAUGUGCUUGCAUCUGAAUGGAACACAAGUGAGAUGUCUAAUAAUGUACAUAUCUCAUGAUGUAAAUCAAGAAUUAUCUUUAUUUUCGCUGAAAUGUUGUAGAGUAGAUGGUAGUACAUCAAUAUUUCAUGUAUAUGUUGUGUGUGUUUUUGUGCAAAUGAGACAAUCAAUGCAAAAGCUGCAAAUUAAAUCAAUGAAUAACUGCACACGUGUUGAAUAAAGCUGUACCACUGAAACUCCA